Molecule: messenger RNA, 1341 nt
Organism: Cornus florida
Lineage: Eukaryota; Viridiplantae; Streptophyta; Magnoliopsida; Cornales; Cornaceae
Exons: 4
Coding region: 1-1341 (446 amino acids)
Source: RefSeq, a predicted model, not a curated record
AUGAGCGGUAUCCAUUUCUUGCCAAUACUUCCACCAUCACUUCAACCGCUUCCUAAUACCCUUCGAACCCUUCAUCUAACUUCUUGCAAGUUGGGGGACAUCUCUAUGAUAGGAAAACUACGUAAUCUUGAGAUUCUCAGCUUUUGUGGUUCUCAAAUUGUUGAGAUUCCCAGCAAUAUUGCUGAAUUGACUCGUCUCACACUCCUUGAUUUGAAAAACUGUAAAAACCUUAUCAAUAUAGCAGCAGACAUCAGCAAACUUCCUGAUUUAGAGAAGCUAUAUUUGCCAGAAUAUUUUGAGUUCGCCAAUCUCGUUGGGCUAAAUUCCUCAUCUCGAUUGACUUGCCUGCAAAUUUUUAUUUCAAUCCAUCAUUUAAUUCCAAUCGACCAAAAUCUUUUGCCUUUAGAUUUACUUCAGCUUGCGCAAAAGUUAACAAGUUUCAACAUAACAAUUAGCAGCAGUGAAGAAAGGUAUAAACCUUAUGUACGCAUGGGAAGCUUGAGAAUUUGGCAUGAGGGGCCAAUACAGCCAUUAUUGUCGGAUUGGGUUAAGUUGCUGUUAGAGAAGACUAAGCAUCUAGUUUUGGACGGCUUGAAGAAUUCCAAUGAUAUCUUCAGUGAACUAAGUGAGGAGGGCUUCAAUGAAUUAAAUUCUCUUGAACUCAAUCGCCUGAAAGGGACGGAAUAUCUGGUGAACACGAAGGAGUCCGCACCGCAAAUGGCAUUUAGCAGCUUAGAGGUUUUGUCGCUUUCUAGCUUGCGGAGCUUCAUAGAAAUAUGCCCUGGACAACUCCCGGACAAAUCUUUCCACAAUGUACGAGAACUACAUGGGGAUGAGUGUGAUCAGCUGCUAUUACAAGGGCUUGUUCGCCUGAAAUACCUUGAUGUUUCUGUUUGCGAUAGUUUGGAAGUAUUAUUUGGACAUGAUGACGAGCAAGAUGCAGAGAUAGCAGUCCCUUGUUUGAGAAGCCUUACCUGUUGCUACAAAUUGCAAAAUGUAAUUGAGGAUAAGAAAGGAAAACAAGAAGCGACUUCAGUUGAAUUCCCCUGCUUGUCCUCGAUAUCGCUUAUCCAUCUGUACAAGCUAAAGAGUUUUUGCACCGGUUGUUAUACUAUUAAAUGGCCAUCUUUGGAAAUGCUGCAUAUCCAUUAUUGUUUCGAGAUGGAGACUUUUGGUUAUGGAGAUCAAGUAACACCCCAACUGAAGAAAACAGUGAAAUAUGAAUCUGAGGGGAAAGAGAUUGUGAUCACGAUCAAUGGUGGCGACCUUAAUCACAUUGUGCAAAACCACUUCAGACCCAAGGCAGCAACUUUGGAGGCAGGUCCUAGUCAGUCCUCAUAA